GCGCUCAAACACAAUAGCAGUCCGACGAUUUUAUUGUUUUUGGACCACCAAAUCCUUAUUAAGAGCUUCCUCCCAGCCAACAUCAAUAUAGUCGCAAUCUUUUAGCCUUUUCCUCUCGUCCCUCAUGCAAGCGUCGCAACUAGAUUCUUUACACUUACCCCACGUCUUCGAUACCAGAAUACACCCUUUAUUAUCGAUCUACACAUUGCGGUCUGCGAUCAAGCCGGUUCAAGGGUCUCCAGAUUUUGUACCAGCGCACAAGGCAUCUGCUCGCGCUUUUUGCCUACGCCGCGAUUUCAGUACAAAAAAUGGCAACGAAAAAAGGCAGCCAAACUCCUGGUGGUGAGGGGCGGAAUGCGACCCUGGACAACGCUUCGCAAACGCAUCCACAAACCUCGAAUACUAUGGAUGCAAACGGAGGCAGUCAAAAGAAGAAACCAAAGACGCCCAAGGAUGAUUCUUCUUCCUCAUCUUCUUCUAUCCAGACCCUUAAUAUUUGCCGGAAUAAGUAGGUUUGGUUAUGCGCCGCUGAUUUAUCUUGCAAAGUCGCCAUUUGCGAUCCAUUCGAUUACGCCGUUGACGCUUUACCUUAGGCAUUGGCGAUACAUCUCCGCUUUCCACGGCCCAUGGCUCCAGAUGCCUAUCGAGAUCCUCGAAACAAUUGCCAACAUCAACUACAAUACCCCCCGGCCGUGUCCUAUUGACCCUGCUGUCCUCUAUGAUCUACUGAAAAUUCGCCGUCUCGUCGACGAAGCCACCAAUCUCGCCGUGAGAGCUGCUAGUGACAUUGCCUCACCCGUGUUGACUAACGUCCAUGGUGGGCUACCCGGCGCAUCUCCCAUGUCUGUGUUGGGAAUGACGGGGCCAGGACACGGGACAAGACUGAGCCGCGAGCGCAAGUUUCGGAUGAGGGAGCAGGCAAGCCAGAAGCUUAGCCGUGCAUACCAUCUAGACGAGAUUGCUUGCAGCGUUGCAACAAUGCAGGGUGCAUCACCGAUUGACGAGAUUGGGGCGCUGGUGCUGUUGCGUAACACACAGGAUCCAGAUGCCAAAUAUGUACAUUUCUUUCAUGAGAAAAUACCCUCGCGUCAGUUGGCAGAGUCAACUAGUCUUCAGCCUUUGACAGAUAUCAUAUCCGAGAGGCCUAACGAGGGUGAAGCUCUCCGAACGCGUGCAAUCGUCAAAACUUUCAAGGAGGAUUUUGAAGGUGCGGCUCAUGACUUGACGGCCGCUCUCGCAGUGUGUCGAAUACAUCAACAGCCCCAUCGACUCAGUGGCGACGAACUAGAGUCCCAGUAUUCACAUCGAGGUAGACGAUGGCGUCAGGACAUCGUCCCAUCUGAGAAAGAGCAACCGAGUAGUUUGGAAUCUCAGCUGUUAUUCCUUCGUGGCGCGGCGUAUCUAUCAGUGGCAUGCCAGCAUAUCGUGGAUGGCAUCCCAACAAGUCAGAGCCAGAGUGGGCAUGCCGAUUCGCACAGCCCAGGCGAGGCCUCUGAUACAGAAGUCAGCGGCCGCAAGUCGCCAGAGAUUGAAGAAAAGUCUCUCCGUGAACAGACCGAAGCGCGGAAGCUUGUCAAGAAGUACGCAAAAUUGGCGAUUCGAGACCUCCUCGCCUUUAUGUCACAUUUUGACUACUCCCCCAAUUUACCGUCCUCCAUCGCAAAGGACUUUAAUGAUCGAGUCAAUUCCUCUGCAAGAGGCACCCGUAAUCCUCGCCCUUCUGAGGCCACAUACUCUCUCGAGCCACAUACCACUUACGCCAUCUCGGAACUCUUCGCCGCCGUCCCCCCUUCAGACCUCCCCCCAUAUCCUAGCCAAGAGUUGACAAACUCCAAUGGCAAAACACCGCUUUUCGAUGUGCCCCAGACAUGCGAAUGGUCGACCUACCACCCCCUUAUGGCCGACGCCCUUCACUCCCUCCUCCUCUGUCACUGCCUCGCCCAAACUUCGACCAAGGAGCUUGAACGCCACACCUACAUGGCGGCAAGGCUGAUCCGUAUCGCCGAUGGCUAUCCGGUCUUCCAACCUAGUCGUUCUGCUGCUCGGUCUGACUGGGUCGAAAUUCUCCGUCGUGCCGACGAUAACUGGCUACAGCUCAGCGCCUCUUGGGAGACCUUAUGCAUACCUGCGCCCCUGCCGUUCUUAUACGAUACCCUGCCCCAGAAUGUCUCAAAGAUGCACAUCGGUACUACUCGCAAGGAAGCUGCCGCCGCCGCCGCCGCAGCCGCAUCUCUGAUCAAUGGUGGAUCUGACAACGCUAGACCAGCCGUACCAAGUCCGGCAGACAAGGAGCGUCAGCUCAAACUGGAACACAACCGGCGAGUCUACGAAGCCCUUAAUGAUGAACGAGUCUGUGAUGAUGUUACGUUCCGUGCAUCCCUGAUGGCUAGAGAGAAGCGCGAUGAGAGAGAACGUGCAGCAACUGGCGCUGCUGCCAACGGCUCGUCAUCCAAUGCAACAUCUACUAAUAAUUCAGGUCUCAAGGGAUGGUCUGACGAAGAUAGCAACGACUACCCCCUUUGCAGUGUGAGGGCUAGCCUUAUUGGACAGUGGGUGCAGAAAGUACCCCGUGUCACUGGCACCACGCGGCGCAAGAAGCGUACCAAGAAGCCUGUCAGCAGGGCAAGUGAAGCUGGUCCUCCAGAGAAGAGGAACCUUGAAGAUGACAAAAGAUCUAUGCUGUUAUAACGACUCUUUGCUAACCCUCUGUUUACUUGGCCGCCAUUUUAUUGAUAUCUGAAAGAUGAUAUUUCGUGUACAUCACUAAGUGGUCUCGGGGCGGGACUUUUCAUGGCCAAUGCAUUUCAUACAGUAUAAAUCAAGACUUGAAACAGGAGCAGGUCUAUAAUUCAAGCGUCCUUCCGCAGACAAUGUCUAAUGUUUUAUAACCAAGAAACGCCGCCCAUGCUUAUAUAUCCCGUGAAACCAAUCCGU
Molecule: messenger RNA, 2934 nt
Organism: Fusarium verticillioides 7600
Lineage: Eukaryota; Fungi; Ascomycota; Sordariomycetes; Hypocreales; Nectriaceae
Exons: 1
Coding region: 355-2688 (777 amino acids)
Source: RefSeq, a predicted model, not a curated record